Suillus paluster is the source of this 2940-nucleotide messenger RNA. RefSeq lists its product as uncharacterized. The transcript is spliced from 11 exons. Lineage: Eukaryota; Fungi; Basidiomycota; Agaricomycetes; Boletales; Suillaceae. The coding region runs from base 1 to 2940 and encodes 979 amino acids. The record is from RefSeq and is a predicted model, not a curated record.
AUGGCCGGCCUAUACAGGCAGUGCAUUGGUCGGCUGGUGUCCUGUACACCUGGUUUUGCAGGUCAAUCGACUUCCGAAAUCGCUCCAGAAGCGCACAUCAAGCGCACCAAAUAUGUCGAUGCCAGAAAGUACCUUGAUACAGAGGCAGACAUCGACUCGGAGGAUGAGGGUAUAGAGGAUGAAGAUGACAAGGGUAUAGAGGAUGAAGAUGAGGGCGGUUCCUUCAUAAAUGACCAGGCUUCUGAGGAUAGUCACACACCAGCAUUGUCGGACCCUCUGCAAGACGAAGCAGCAUGGGACAUCCUAGAGGAGUACCUCACCUCGGACAUGAACUUCCCUCAAAUGGAAGUGAAACUUGUUUCACACCUGGGUUCUCGAUAUUGUGAAGAGGAUUGGAUGGAGGCGACGCAUGCACUGUUCUCAGCCAAUGAAGACAAUACCCAGGCUUUGACAAAUCUUCGCACUGUCAAGGCUCGGCACUUUUUGCCACCAGCGAAAGUUGCAGGGCCCUCGAGGGGGUCAUUCCAUCAAUCUGCAUGUGCUUGGUUCAACAAGGUGGCAGAUCUCGAGAGCAGGUUCGCCCCAAACUCUGGGUUGUCACGAGUCAACCCUCCAUCACAAUUGGUUCCUUCCUCCAGCGAGGUCACAUGCCGCACUAUCAAGUGUUUUAUUCAAGAUGAAAUCGGCUCUAGCCAUGCAUACUACCUUCUGGAGGUGGAAUUCUCAGACAACCCGAUGUCCAUGGCUCACUGGGAGUCCAUAUUGGAUGCCAUCGUGGAUGCUGUCACUUGUGAGGCAAGGCUCCAAAUAUUUGACACGCGGACAUCCGAUGUAGUCGAACAUGCAAUUUCAAGCACAACGUCUCCAGCAGUCUCGGACCAAUUCCCUAGAGGAAUAGGAGUGUUCGAAGAGCUGGCGUCGAGUACGCAAGAUGAUGGGAUGGCAUCAGCGCGUAGCCUUCCGACGUGGCUUGUCACAGUGCCCUUUUCGAAAACAUCUUUUUUGGCCGCGCAGUUGAAAAGCAAGGGCUUCGAGGUCUACACACAUUCAACGCUCCCAGGCCAUCUGUGCGUCAAGGCCGAAGACACCCUAGUCAUAAAAAAGGCUUGGCCUUCCACUCACGCAAACUGCUUUUUCGACGUUCUUUUUGUCCCUCGGGAGGAUCAGGUCACCAGCAAACCUAGCUUGACAAUCCCUGGCUGGUAUCGCCCCAUGUGUGGGCAAUAUCGGCAUGACGUGGGAUACACAUAUUCAUAUGAUCUGCAAACCAACACCAUCACACUGUUAGUUGCAUCCAGGGAAGUGCCAGGGCGGGAAGUCAGGAAGGACCACCACAUGCCGCGCCUAUACAAUCCUCCCAACGGCGACUCAAGCUCUGCAGUUGUUGAGAUCCCAAUUCCCGCUCCGGAGAGCAUUAUACUUCACCAGGAGUUGAGAUGCAAUCCUGCGUUCGUGCAAUCUACAUUGCAUGUGUAUGCCGCGCAACACUGGAUAGAAGGUGACUUAGUAAGGGUUAGGGCAGGGGAAAUGUUUGGAUGUACGGCUAAGAUUCAGUGUGUUGAGAUAUGCACCCAGUUGGCAUCAGCGCACAUGGAGGAAUUGGUGCAUAUGGAGAAAAUCUCUCAUGAACCAAUCAUGUUCUCCAUCUCCGAUCUCGAAAGGAAAUUCCACAUGGGGGACAGUGUUCGUGUGCUCGACAGUAGUUUAGUGACCUCGCAACUCAAGGGAAAAACUGGAAUGGUUGUCCAAGUUAAUGACAACACAGUUGAUGUACUCGACCAGUCUUCCAAAUUCGAAUUCACCGUUGCAAUCAAUUCUUUGGCAACGUUUGUUGGGGGGGACGUCAGCAAACAGGAGGCUCCCACAAACGUAUCAACCGACACUCCGAUGAAAGGUGAUUACUUUGUUGUAACCGAGGGCUUCUAUAUAGGCGAAUUCGGGGUGGUAUCCAAGGUCGAUAUGAGGAGCAGGACACUUGCAUUCUUCUCGGCCUCGAUACAUCAAUACAUAUGGGUGCCGAUAAGGAUGACGGCCUUCAAUCCCAACCCGACUGCCCUUCAAUAUACUCGUGAGCGCGGAUAUGACAUUGUAGCUAGUGAUAUCGUUCAAGUCGUUAGAGGUGACUCACUCCACACGCAGCUAAAAGAGUUCACUACCUCCAUAACGCAUGUCGCAAGAAUUCAUGGGCGGGCAGAUCGUGAUCCGAUGUGGCACCUUCUCGGCAAGGAGGUAUUUAUCAUUCAGGGCCCUAUGAAAUCCUACCAAGGAACCUUGCAUUCGCUCUCACAGCACACAUGCGAGGUUGCAGUUCAAGGUCGGAAGCAAGAAAUCCCGCGAGCUCAUGUUAUCAGCUGGAAGGGUGUUCUCCUCACUGGUGUUUACUUGCCUCCACGUCAGCUAAGGGAAUUCCUCAGAUUAGCUCGAGGUUCAUUCAUCCAGCCCCCGCAUAUCACACCACCUCGAACUCCUUGUCACUUGCCUCCUCCUGAUGUGUCACAUGCUGAUCAGACCGCUCCUGCUGUACAGGUAUCAGUGUGGGAUGCUCCCGUCGACUCACUGGUGAUAGAUCAGCGUCCAUCCCCUGCAGCCCCUCAUGACGACCCUUGGACAUUGAACGAGGCUGACAGGGAAGAACACCAAUUGCAUCCUCCCAGUGCGAGUACAUCCUCUUCUCCUGCAAACCCAUCAUCUGAUUGGGCAUCCUACCAUAACUGGAUUGUUGACACUGUUGCCCUGGACCCAUUUCUCCUCGAGAAAGGUCCGGUGAAAGAUGGUGAAAUCCUUAUCAGUACAGCUGCAGUACAAGUAAUUAGUUGCAGUACUAUCAGUUAUCACAACUUCGGUCAACUGGUUCAUCCGCCGAACACAAGCUCGGUCAACUGGCUCAUCCGCCGAACACAAGCUCCACUCAGCAUCCAGUAUCAGUGCUUCAGCAUUUAA